UAAAUCUAAAUACUGACCCGAAUCAUUUUAUCCUGACCCGGUAACUAUUUCGACCGACCAGUUAACCUCUGCUAAUGAAAAUUCGAUCCUUUCCUAUAACGAGUUUCGAUUAGCAGAUCUAAGUCCUUUAUCAUCUUCUUUUUUUUUUUUUUGUGAUUCUUGUUCUGUAAUUGGAGGUCGUUCAAAGCUUGGACUUUGUUGUUAGGGUUCAUCUCUCAAGGGGUUUUAUGAGAUCUUAGAAGCUAUGGGAAUGGCGUCCAUGAGCUCUAAUGGUGAAAGCCUUAAACUUUGCGUGUUCGACUUGAGGAGAGGACAAAACGAAGGACAGGAGCUUGACAAGAUCUUGUUCUUCUAUCCUCCUGAUGUAACCUUCUCCACUCAGCUCUCUGUUAUCGGCCUCAGCGAAGGGCUUAUCACCUUUACUAGACUUUUCUCCCCAGAGGCAGCUUGUGAGGUAAUAGAAGCAGAGAGACAUUCCCAUAUUUUCCAUGAAGCCGAGCCUGAUAUAUGGAUGGUCAUGGUUGUAGAGAAAAAUAAGGAGAUUGAAGCCAUAUGGAGGGUUGAUGCAUUGCAGAAGGUGCUAAAGGAAGUCCAUUCCCUCUUUGUUAUGUUCCACGGAUCAGUUAGGUCAUUGCUUGAUAAAGAACCAUCUGGUGGGCUUAUACGAUCUCACUUGUAUCCCUUCAUCACAGACUAUUUAAAUGGUAAGCACACAAUAUCACCACCAGUUCCAGCACACUAUAUCCCUGUGUUAUAUCUCUUAUCAAAAAGGUUUCUCUUGUGUAUGUCAGAUCUUUCUGUUGGGAAGAAACUUCAGUUGCCUUCCUUCCGUGAAACUUUGAAAGAGCGUGGUACAGUUCAGAUGCUUACUUUAGCAAGGGACGCGGCACUUGAAGUUCAGUCUCUCGUGGGAGUGCUAGAUUCAUGUGCUGGGACCCUUCGAUGCCACUCUGUGAUUCUGUUUCAUGACCUACUGGUGUCAACAACUCUAUCGCCUGAUGAUACUGUGGACUUGUUUACAUUCUCUGUAAUGAGACUGACCUCAAACGCGCUAUCUUCCGGCACGAGUUCAUGGUCAUAUCUACGCAAGGGAACUAGCUUAUCACAAACCUCUUCUAGAUCUACCUCACCGCAACUUCUUGUUUCAAGUGAUUCACUGCCUUCAGGAAACGGUAAUGACGCAGGUCGUGUUAUUAGACCAUUACAACACAACAAGUGGUCCAAAGGGAAAGACGGGUUUCUUGUAACCGAUAUCUGGGGAAAAGACGCGACACCGACGAUCUGGCUACAGCAGAGAGAAGAGAGAGUUCAUCUUUUAGCCUAUCAACACAAAUGUCUCACCUUGGUUCUUCUGGUGCCUACCGAGGCCAUUGUUAAUGGAGAGCUAGACAUCUCAUUCGUGAAGCACCAAGUUACUGAAAACGCAUCUGCGAAAAUCUUGAAAGUUGAAGAGAAGCUGUCAAAAGGUUGGGGAGGUGAGAACGCUUACCAUGUAAGCGGUUACCGUUACUUGCUAGUUGAUAAUGAUAUGGAAGUUUCCAGAGCUUCUCCGUCGGGGAAGGUAGCAACGUUAGCAAAGGAGACUUUACUUGCAGUAAACAAGCUAAGGGAAACAGUGGAUACAGAAAAGAGCCGCACGAAGGAAGAGAAAGACAUGGAGAUAUGCAUCAGAGCAAAGAACAACGCGUGGGCCAUCGCACGUGUAACGAGAGGGAAAGAGCUUUACAUGGCUUUGGAGAAAGCAAGUGACACUCUUCUUGAUGCUACAGACUCUGUCCAAAGUUUUAGCAACAGGUAUUGCAACGGAACAUUCUCUAUGGAUUAAAGUUGUGCAAUCUUUUUUAAUUACGUUGAGAUAAUUUUCAUUAAGCUUAACGCUGAGAUUUACAUGAUGAAAGAGAGAUAACUUUUUAUUUACAUCUUAAGUACCGUUCACGAGACAGUUUCAUGUAUUUACAUCGUUCCUUAUAGUCUCUAUGUUGUCAUUUAUGUGCA
This is a messenger RNA of Brassica rapa (field mustard), 1995 nucleotides long. RefSeq names its product vacuolar fusion protein CCZ1 homolog B. Gene Ontology annotation, cellular component: Mon1-Ccz1 complex; intracellular membrane-bounded organelle. Gene Ontology annotation, biological process: vesicle-mediated transport. The record is from RefSeq and is a predicted model, not a curated record. NCBI's taxonomy places the organism in Eukaryota, Viridiplantae, Streptophyta, Magnoliopsida, Brassicales, Brassicaceae.